Drosophila novamexicana is the source of this 1053-nucleotide messenger RNA. Its product is annotated as valacyclovir hydrolase. The transcript is spliced from 2 exons. Bases 177 to 1025 code for a protein of 282 amino acids. NCBI's taxonomy places the organism in Eukaryota, Metazoa, Arthropoda, Insecta, Diptera, Drosophilidae. The record is from RefSeq and is a predicted model, not a curated record.
UAAAGCUCUACGCAGCAGGAGCGGAUAAUAACAAACAAAACGCAGAAAAGCUUGCCGGACGGAAAUCUCCGCUGCCCGCGCCAGAGUUUACAGCUGUGCGAUUUAUCAGAGCGCUUAUCGAGCACUUUACAAGGCACCUGUAUGCGCACCUGUGUGUGCACCUGUCUCCUUACGUAAUGCUCUCAGCCACUCAACUGGGCCGUCUGGCAGCAGGUCGUAUUUUGCCCGGACUUGUGGCUAGACGUGCCCACACGGAGCGCAAGGUGCGGGUAAAAGAUGCUGGCGACCUGCACAUUGUCGAAUCCGGCAGCGGAUCACGCAGUUUGCUGCUGAUGCCCGGAGCUCUGGGUUCCGCCUGGACGGACUUCAAGCCACAAAUAGAGCAGCUGCCCAAGCUGCUGCCGGAUCAUACGAUAAUCGCCUGGGAUCCGCCGGGCUAUGGCAAAUCGGUGCCGCCGCAGCGCAAGUUUGGGCUGGAAUUCUUCCGCGAGGAUGCGGAGGCAGCCGUUAAUCUGAUGCGUGCCCUGAACAGACCCCGGUUCUCGGUGCUGGGCUGGAGCGAUGGCGGCAUCACAGCCCUAAUACUCGCCGGACGUCAUGCAGAUGCGGUGGAAAAGCUGGCCAUUUGGGGUGCCGGCGCCUAUUUGAAUGCGGAUGAGGUGAAGGCGCUAAAAGCGAUCCGGGACGUGGCCAAGUGGUCACCACGCAUGCGUGAACCCAUGGAGCGGGUGUAUGGCGCCGAGCGCUUUGCCCAGUUGUGGGCAGAGUGGGUGGACGCCGCCUGCGCUUUCUAUGCGCAGCGCGAUGGCGACUUCUGCCGCACGGAAGUGGGCCAAGUGAAGGCGCCGACUUUUAUACUGCACGGCAAAAAGGAUCCAAUGAUUGCGGCUGAGCACGUGCCCUGGCUAAAGCAGCGGUUGCCACUGGCACGCUACCACGAGUUUCCCGACGGCAAGCAUAACAUCCACCUGCGCUACUCUGCGGAGUUCAACCAGCUCGUGGCCGACUUCUUCGAAGGAAAAUAAAGCACGAAGGGAUUUGCUUAUGGAAAAU